AUGUCCAACCGACUCGUUGCACUCGUCUCCCCUCUGGACCUCAACACCUUGCAAUUCAUCACCUUACUUGUACAAUCCAAUUGGCCACCCUCAACUGGCGCCACCGUGCAACUCGGACGCCAGAUAACAAGCAGUGGGCAAGUACUUUACAAGGCCGUGGUCACGAACUGCGCUGGGGGGAAUAUGUACGGGAAUAUCAACCUUCUGACAGACAUUGUGGUGGGGCAUUCGAGGGGCGAGGCGCUGUACAGGUUGUUGGAACAUGUGGAAGUCCAGGGUUGGAGGAGGAUUAUGGAGGCAGACAUGGGAGUAGAUAGGUGA
Bipolaris sorokiniana ND90Pr is the source of this 321-nucleotide messenger RNA. RefSeq lists its product as uncharacterized. Bases 1 to 321 code for a protein of 106 amino acids. Lineage: Eukaryota; Fungi; Ascomycota; Dothideomycetes; Pleosporales; Pleosporaceae. The transcript has a single exon. The record is from RefSeq and is a predicted model, not a curated record.